AGGCAAGAGGACAGGCUUAAGGAGCUGUCGUGGGGGCAGGACGGGGGCAAGCAGGCCAAGGCCUGGCCAGGGGAGGGAGCAUGGAGCCAUCUGGGUCCCAGCGGCGUGGGGGCGAACAAAGCUGGUGGGGCAGUGCCCCCCAGUACCAGUACGUGCCCUUCGAACACUGCACCAGCUACGGACUGCCCUCCGAGAACGGGGCCCUCCAGCACAGGCACCGGAAGGAUGCAGGCCCCCAUCCCAACUCCCACCCCCGCCAGAUUUAUGGCCAUCACAAGGAGCAAUUCUCAGACAAGGAGCAGGACAUGGGGAUGCCCAAGCAGAUGGGCUCCAGUGCCACCAUGGACAGCACAGAUGAGGACCACUAUUCUAAAUGCCAAGACUGCGUCUGCCGCCUGGGACGCAUGGUGAGGAGGAAACUGGGGGAAGACUGGAUCUUUCUGGUGCUCCUGGGACUGCUUAUGGCUCUGGUUAGCUGGAGCAUGGAUUAUGUUAGUGCCAAAACCCUUCAGGCCUACAAGUGGACCUACUACCAGAUGCAGCCUAGCCUGCCGCUGCAGUACCUGAUCUGGGUCACCUUCCCACUAAUUCUCAUCCUCUUCAGCGCUCUCUUCUGCCACCUCAUCUCUCCCCAGGCUGUUGGCUCUGGGAUCCCCGAAAUGAAGACCAUCCUUCGUGGGGUCAUCCUGAAGGAGUAUCUCACCCUCAAGGCCUUCGUGGCCAAGGUCGUGGCGCUGACUGCAGGGCUGGGCAGUGGCAUUCCUGUGGGGAAGGAGGGCCCCUUUGUCCACAUUGCCAGCAUCUGUGCGGCUGUCCUCAGCCAGUUCAUGUCUGUGCUUUCAGGGGUCCAUGAGCAGCCAUACUAUUACACGGACAUGCUGACGGUGGGCUGUGCCGUGGGAGUCGGCUGUUGCUUUGGGACCCCCCUUGGAGGAGUGCUGUUCAGCAUCGAGGUCACGUCUACGUACUUUGCUGUGCACAACUACUGGAGAGGGUUCUUUGCAGCCACGUUCAGCGCCUUUGUCUUCCGCGUUUUGGCCGUGUGGAACAAGGAUGCUGUCACCAUCACCGCUCUCUUCAGAACCAACUUCCGGAUGGACUUCCCCUUUGACCUGCAGGAACUCCCAGCCUUUGCUGUCAUCGGGAUUUGCUGCGGGUUCCUGGGAGCUGUGUUUGUGUACCUGCACCGUCAGGUCAUGCUGGGUGUCCGAAAGCACAAGGCCCUCAGCCAGUUUCUUGCUAAGCACCGCCUGCUGUAUCCUGGAAUUGUCACCUUUGUCAUCGCCUCGUUCACCUUUCCACCAGGAGUGGGUCAAUUCAUGGCUGGAGAGUUGAUGCCUCGGGAGGCCAUCAGCACCCUGUUUGACAACAACACGUGGGUAAAACACACAGGUGACCCCAAAAGCCUGGGCCAGUCAGCGGUGUGGAUCCACCCACAGGUCAACGUUGUCAUCAUCAUUCUCCUCUUCUUCAUCAUGAAGUUCUGGAUGUCCAUCGUGGCCACCACUAUGCCCAUACCCUGCGGGGGCUUCAUGCCUGUGUUCGUGCUUGGAGCUGCAUUUGGAAGGCUGGUGGGAGAGAUCAUGGCCAUGAUAUUUCCUGAUGGUAUCUUAUUUGAUGGCAUCCUCUACAAGAUCCUACCUGGGGGCUACGCAGUAAUUGGAGCGGCAGCGCUGACCGGGGCCGUGUCCCACACAGUCUCCACGGCUGUGAUCUGCUUCGAACUAACGGGUCAGAUCGCGCACAUCCUACCCAUGAUGGUGGCUGUUAUCUUGGCCAACAUGGUGGCUCAGAGCCUGCAGCCCUCCCUGUAUGACAGCAUCAUCCAGGUCAAGAAGCUACCCUACUUGCCUGACCUUGGUUGGAACCAGCUCAGCAAAUUUACAAUCUUUGUUGAAGACAUCAUGGUACGUGAUGUGAAGUUCGUUUCUGCUUCUUGCACGUAUGGGGAGUUGCAAACCCUGCUCCAGACCACCACGGCAAAGACUUUACCACUGGUUGACUCAAAAGAUUCAAUGAUCUUGCUGGGCUCCGUGGAGCGGUCAGAACUUCAGGCCCUCCUGCAGCGCCACCUGAGCCCGGAGCGGAGGCUGCGGGAAGCCCAGGACCUGGCCAGGAAGCUGUCUGAGCUGCCCUUUGACGGGAAGGCACGGCCGGCUGGGGAGGGGUACCACGGCUCCUCGCCCUCUGGCCGGCCAGAGUCCUUCGCCUUUGUGGAUGAGGAUGAAGAUGAAGACAUCUCUGGGAAACCCGAGCUGCCUCCUGUUCCUCCUCCUCAACACUUUCCUAUGGUUCCACUGGCCCCUGAAGAGCCCAAUGGGCCCCUGCCCAGCCUCAAGCAGCAGCCAGAGGCACCGGAACCUGCAGGUCAAAGACGCUCCAUCUUUCAGUCUCUGCUGCGCUGUUUGCUGGGCAAAACUCGCCCCACAAAGAAGAAAACAAGCCAGGACUCAACAGACUUAGUGGACAACAUGUCACCCGAAGAGGUUGAGGCCUGGGAGCAAGAGCAGCUGAGCCAGCCUGUCUGCUUCGACUGCUGCUGCAUUGACCAGUCCCCUUUCCAGCUGGUGGAGCAGACGUCCCUGCACAAGACACACACACUGUUCUCACUCCUCGGCCUCCACCUUGCCUACGUGACCAGCAUGGGGAAGCUGCGGGGCGUGCUGGCUCUGGAGGAGCUGCAGAAAGCCAUCGAGGGGCACACCAAGUCAGGGGUGCAGCUCCGCCCUCCGCUGGCCAGCUUCCGGAGCACGACGUCCACUCCAAAGACUCCCGGGGGGCCGCUCCCUCCCACAGAGGGGUGGAGCCUGCCCGAGGACGGAACUGGGGCUGCUGAGCCAGAGGACGUGGUCCCUAUCCCUCCGGAGCACCCAGUGCCCUUGGCCGCCCCCAGAGCAGAGAGUGAGCUGGAGGAGCUGGAGUUGGCGGACAGCCCAGGGCCAGAGGAGGAGCUGGCUGACAUCUUGCAGGGCCCCAGUCUGCGGUCCACUGAUGAGGAGGAUGAAGACGAACUGAUUCUUUGACCGCCCCCAGGACCGCCCCAUCAGACUGUCAAGAGGCCGAGGCCCGAGGGUGGGUUUCGGUGGGAGAGGGUAUGUCUCUAAGUUGGAGCGCUCAUGACGAUGUCCCGGCCCCUCCUUGGAAUUUUAAAAUGUGAUGGUGAUAGUCUUAGAGGAGGAGUCCGGAUUUGGGCAGGGACUAGCCUUGAUCAAUUAUGUAGGCAUGUCCCCCAUUCCCAGGCAUCUCGGUGAAGGGCUCAUAUACUCGCUGGAGCUUCCUGAGUUUUUCCCCCGGUGUAGGUGGGGGACUCCCUGCCUCUCUCCUCCCCUCAACCCCCGGCCCCCCAACUCCCGGUGUUCUCUCCCAGCACCCCCCUGGCUCUGCACAUCUGUCCUUCAGUUCCCACAGGUGUGGGUGAAGGGAGACCCCGGAUGGCUGUGGCCCUGCAAGUGUCAUACUGGAGGAGGAGAGGGGACCACCCCAUGGCCUCAAGGACUGGCGGCCCCAGAAUAUACUGCAGACCCUCCAUAGCCCUUCUCCCAGAGUCCCCCACUCCGUGCUCUCCCACGUCCUGAAGUUGGCCUCUACACUCCAACUGGCUCCCACUGUCUGUUCCCAAGCAAGGGGCCGUGACUAGGACAGCAACAGGCCAGUUCCAGCCCCCUCUCAUCCUAUGUCCCGGAUUCAAGCAGUGAAAUGUGGAGAAAGAUGCUAUCAAGGACCAGCCCAAAAGAGAGAAUGUCGCAGGAGGCUCUGUGUGGAAGGGGCACCGUGGGCCAAGCGGCCGUGCUGCCCCCGUGGCACUCUCUGCCCCCCCCUCCAGCAGACAUCCUCCCUGUCGUCUUGUCACAGCUUCCUCGCCCUUGGUUCCAGGUCACUUCCUGGAAAACCCGCCCCCCCUCUUCCCGGGGGGGUCAUUGAUUUGUCCCUCCCAACAGAGGGUGGACAGCUCUGCCCUCGAGCUGCUCCGGCUGGGGCCUCUCCUGCCCGGAACUGAGGCUCAGGCCAGCCAGGCCCCCUCAGACUCCAGCCCUUAGACUAGUUCUCUGUGUUCUUCCUCUUGGGGUGGACGGCUGGGGGUUCAAUGUCAAGACGGCAGACCUCUUCCAUGCGUCCACACUUGGGAAGUCUGAAGCACAUCCUCCCCAAAUCAGCAACAGGGAGACUGCCUUUUCCGUGAGCGGUCCCAGGGGCUCUGAGCCUGCAGAACCCCUGCUCCCACCUCCCAGGCUUUCCCCCCUCCCUCGUCCAUGCCCUCUGGUUGUGUCCCCUCUCCGAGGUGACACUGUCCUCCUUCCCCACCCCCCCCCGCCCGGGCCCAGUCUCCAUCCCCCAAAUAAGACACUCAUAGUCGGAGGGUGCCACCACAUUCUGUUUAGUGCCAAUGAACACAGCCUGGAGCCCUCUCCAGCGUUACACCCCUACCCCCUCCCCAGGCCAAGAGAGAGGCUGUAGCCUGGGGAGGGGGCUGGCAGCGGGCGUUCGAGCCCAGUGCCCACGUGUAUAUAAUCUAUAAUAUUUAUAUAUAUUUAUAUAAUUCUCUCUGUAAUAUAUGCCAUAGAAUCUCUCUUGGGCCUGGGAGGGGGAACGUCACAUUAAGAAAACAUGCUGAGACUGGCCGUGAAAGUGGAUCUUCCCCAGACCUGGAAGACGAGCACGGGCUGUG
This is a messenger RNA of Phyllostomus hastatus (greater spear-nosed bat), 4666 nucleotides long. RefSeq names its product chloride voltage-gated channel 1 (gene CLCN1). Gene Ontology annotation, biological process: transmembrane transport; chloride transport. Gene Ontology annotation, cellular component: membrane. The record is from RefSeq and is a predicted model, not a curated record. The coding region runs from base 81 to 3023 and encodes 980 amino acids. The transcript has 23 exons. Gene Ontology annotation, molecular function: voltage-gated chloride channel activity. Lineage: Eukaryota; Metazoa; Chordata; Mammalia; Chiroptera; Phyllostomidae.